AGAAACAGUUUUUUCCGGCGAUGGCUGGAUCUUCCUCACCCGAAGAACUGCCACCACAACAUCAAGUGUUCAUUAAUUUCCGUGCCCGGGAUUUGCGCUAUGGAUUCGUGAGCCAUCUUGAGAGGGUCUUGAAAGAUCAUAAAAUUAAUGUCUUUGUCGACAACGGUGAGGACAGAGGCGAACACCUAGAAAAUCUAUUGACGAGGAUAGAGGAAUCGCGAAUCGCUCUGGCUAUCUUCUCCGAGAAUUACACCGAAUCAGCAUGGUGCUUGAGAGAGCUGGCGAAGAUCAAGGAUUGUGUGGAUAAAGACAAACUCGUGGUUAUUCCCAUCUUCUACAAAGUGGACCCAUCCAUCGUGAAAGGCUUGAAGGAAGGCUUCGGUGAUGCAUUCAGGGAGCUGGCGAAGGGUGAUGAAAGGAAGAAAGAGUGGAAGGAAGCUUUGAAAGCGAUUACCAAGAUUCUGGGCAUCCCGGUGCACGAGAAAAGGAAAGUAAAAGUUAUUUUUCCGAACUCGUAUUGCAGCAACGAGAGCGAAAUUAUCAGCGAAAUAGUCAAGGAGGUUAAGAAAGUGCUUAACGAAAUUCCAUCGGAGGGAAGCCAAAAGGCUUAUGUGGAUCCAUCAGAAAAUAACGACACUCAAACUUCCUCAGGAGGCGAAAAGGAUAAGACUUUUGGAAUCACACAAAGACUGAGUGAAUUGAAAGAGAAGUUGGAACUCAAUAAACUUAGAAGUCAUCUAGGAAUUAUAAUAGGUUGUCUUUUGCUUCUCUUUUUUGUUCUGCAACAAAUUGCUUAUAUGAGCACACGUUUAAUUGGUGAGGGCGGUGCCAUCGACAGAAUUGCGGUGAAUUUACAAAAAAUGCCGGAGUACAUUCCUGCAGAUGGAACAGAGAAUCCAAUAGACACAUAUACUGAAUUUCAUACUGAUAAAUAUGAAGCAAAGCCUGAGGGAUCUUCUUCUGCCGCUAAAUUGAAUGCCGAUUUCCUUGACAGAACUUUCACCAACUCGCGAAUGGAUGGUAAAGUCAAGCCACCGAAUAUUCAAGUUUUCAUCAAUUUCCGCGGAGAUCAGUUGCGCAACAAUUUCGUCGGAUAUCUCAGGCAUGCACUUCGGAUUAGUAAGAUCAACGUGUUCAUAGACAAUGAGGAGCAAAGAGGUGAAGACCUCAACACUCUUUUCAAGAGGAUCGAAGAAUCUCGGAUUGCCAUAGUUGUGUUUUCGAGUAGGUACACAGAAUCAAAAUGGUGCUUGGAUGAGCUCGUUAAGAUUAAAGAACGUGUGGACGAAGGCCUUCUCAAGGUGUGAUCAAUAAACAUUGGAUAUACCUCUAUAUAUCUUAUUCAGGAAAAGAAAGUGAUUUAAGAUCU
Messenger RNA from Arabidopsis arenosa, 1369 nucleotides. The record is from the annotation of a GenBank genome assembly. NCBI's taxonomy places the organism in Eukaryota, Viridiplantae, Streptophyta, Magnoliopsida, Brassicales, Brassicaceae.